Scleropages formosus (Asian bonytongue) is the source of this 432-nucleotide messenger RNA. It is a transcript of the gene rpl36, whose product is annotated as ribosomal protein L36. NCBI's taxonomy places the organism in Eukaryota, Metazoa, Chordata, Actinopteri, Osteoglossiformes, Osteoglossidae. Bases 77 to 394 code for a protein of 105 amino acids. Gene Ontology annotation, molecular function: structural constituent of ribosome. The record is from RefSeq and is a predicted model, not a curated record. The transcript has 4 exons. Gene Ontology annotation, biological process: translation. Gene Ontology annotation, cellular component: ribosome.
CCUUCUGGGGGUUUGUUUCCCAGAAUUCUUCAGGGUCUCGGUCUUUCCGGUGUGGUCGCCAUUAUCGAAAGCAGAAAUGGCAAUCCGAUACCCUAUGGCCGUUGGCCUCAAUAAAGGCCAUCCAGUGACCAAGAAUGUGACAAAGCCCAAGCACAGCCGUAGGAGAGGGCAACUGACCAAGCACACAAAGUUUGUGCGAGACAUGAUUCGUGAGGUGUGUGGCUUUGCGCCGUAUGAAAGGCGUGCGAUGGAGUUGCUGAAGGUGUCGAAAGAUAAGCGUGCACUCAAGUUCAUCAAGAAAAGGGUGGGAACGCACAUCCGUGCUAAGAGAAAGAGGGAAGAGCUCAGCAACACCCUCGCUGCCAUGCGUAAGGCAGCAGCCAAGAAGGAAUAAUGUUGUCAUAGAACAAAUAAAUAUUUCUGUUCCAACAA